Entrophospora sp. SA101 is the source of this 7842-nucleotide messenger RNA. The record is from the annotation of a GenBank genome assembly. NCBI's taxonomy places the organism in Eukaryota, Fungi, Glomeromycota, Glomeromycetes, Entrophosporales, Entrophosporaceae.
AUGUCACAACUAAAGAUGAAUAACGACGCAGAAUUAAUACAAUCUUACAUUGAUCGUAUUAAAGUAAAUUUACCAACUAAAUAUAGAAAAUUAGAAACCAUCGAGACUGAUCCAAUAGUUCAGGCAACUGUUACUGCUAUUGUGAAUAUGUCUACCUUAAGGCUUGGCACAAUCGCUAGUUCUUUAACAAAAUUAUUAGAAAGUGUCACAGAGGAUCUGGAAAGUUCAAAUGUUUUAAUAGAUUUUGUUGCUCCAGAAAAAUUGCAGAUGCAAUUAUUCUUAUUGAAAAUACUUUCAGCGUGUAUGAGUAACCAUUGGAAAAAUCAUAAAAUUCAUCGUGAAUCUCAAAAAGAAAUAAUAAAUGAAAGUGGUGGAGGUGAAACAACCAUUUCCACUGCUAUUCCAAAUUCUCAAAACCAUCAAAAUAAUGUAAAUUCAAGUCCAGAAUCAAAAAAUCCUAAAAAUAGACAAUCUGAUAAUCCACCACCAUUAAAACCAGAAUUGGCAAACUUCAUUUUACAUAUUUUGUCUAGAUUCCUUCGUCAAAAAUCACUACAAGACGAUAAUGCCGGAGUGCAAACAUUACCGAGUGGAGGUUUGCCUCCAUCUAAUCAACAAUCACCAUCAACACACGAAUUGCUAAAUGAAAUCUAUAAAAUUGCUGGUCAUGUUAUAUUUUAUAUUAGUGCUUCAAAUUGGAACGUUGUGUUUAAGAGAAUAAGAAAUAAAAUCAAUCAAAUUUCUGCAACAAAUGAUGAAUUUCCCGAUACUUCUGAAUUGCGACUGCUCGAGUGUUCUGAUUUUAACAAAGAAAGAUUGGAAGAGAUAUUAAAUGUGGUUUGUAUUUUUUUUCCUAGACUCAGAAAAGUUGCUCAACUGGACACAGCAAAGUUCUUACGUUACGCGAUAUGGAGCUGGAUUGAAGUUUUCCCCGAUGAAUUUGUCUUAUUAUGUCAAUCAAAAUCAAGAAUGGGAGGAAAACCGGAUGUGUUAUUCGAUAAUUGCUAUAAUUCAGCCGAUCAGCCUCAUCGUAAACUUGUAUUAUGGCCACUACAAACAGUCUUAUUAAUUAUUUGUCCUGAUAUCUUAAAUAAAAUUGCAAACAAAACUUACGAUAAAGACUCUCCAAAAAGAUCUUUGAGAAAUAACAACAAAUUACCUGAGGUGGCAGCUAAAUGUUAUGUAGAUUUUUGUAAUGCAUCAGUUUAUCUAGCAAAAAGUGACUCGUCAGUUUUUACUCCAUUUCUUACCGAUAUUCGAGAAGAUUUACAGAAAAAAUUAUUUGAUCCGGUUAGACCAUUCCCAAGUGAACAGAAUAUAGACCAAAGAUUAAUGUCCGACUGUUUAUUAGCUUUAUUCAGAUUAAAUCCCCAACAAACAUUGGGCUCUUUGGUUAAGAUUUGUCUUCAAGAUGAUGCUCCUAUUGCCUUCAAAUCAGUCCUCGUUAAAAGUUGUUAUGGUAUUGCUUUAGAGGAAAAAUCAACCUCACCGCUUCCAUGGGUUCCACAGAUUCGUACAAUGUACUCAAUACUUGCUAAACCACUUCGGAAACUAUUCAUAGAUAUGAUAUACAAAAGAGAUACAAGGCCGACCGAAUCCGGCGGCAGAAGAUGGACCAGGUCUGAGAUUAUAAUAAAUAUUUUGAAAUUAUACAAAACUGAUCCAAUACUUGCAAUAGCCGUUAAUGAUUCUGAUGGUCAUGUAAGAGAAAACCAAAAAAUGAUAUUUGCAAUUUCAGAAUGCAUGAACAGUGAUGUCCAUACAAUAAAAGCUACUUCUUCUGAGGCUUUAUUGGCUCUUCAUAAUGUGGAAUUGAUUGAAAAAUGGGGAAUAAUAAACAAUGAUAUGCAACAAUUUUGGCAAAUUAGUUCACACAUCACGCAUUCUAUGGCAAAGCAAUUGUUAGAAUGUAAUGAAAACGAAGAGUGUACAAGAAGUAUGUUGGAAAGAUUAUUAAAAUUAUUAACUUCUCGUAAUGAAUUCUUAAAAAAGCAUCAGGAUAAAAGCUCAUUAAAAUCUUAUGCACAGGAUCGUCUUUCAUCCAAUAUAGCACUUGAGAUAGCAUUGUUAGUUUUAUUAUGCUCUUCCGACAUUGAUAUCUGCACAAUGGCAAUAAAUUGUUUUAGUCAAUUAUGCCAAGAAGCUAAUCUGUCAGGUGCAAUAUUAAGUCAUGAUAUUGAAGAGGCAAACGAUAUCAUACCAUAUCAUAUGACAAUUGUAGAGAAUAUGAAUGUCUAUAACGAAUUAUCAGAAACCGCAGAUAUGUUUCAUGGAAAGGUAGCCCAACAACGUCGCAUACGUAAAUUGUUGCGUAUGAUGACUAAACCCACUCCAGGUAAUCUUGGUGCAUGGGAAGAAGCUUGGCGAAGAUGGAGACAAUCGAUUACCCAAUUCUCAAGAACCCCCGAUGAUCAAUUCAUUGAAUCUCCGGAUAGAAUCAGAAGAUUCAUUGGCAGGGGUCGAGCUACAAUCCCUAUUCCGCAUAAACUACCUGUGUCUCAUAGUUCUUCAUUUUCAAUCCCUGACAAUCAACUUACCGAAUGGCAGAAUUACACAGGUUUUUUAACAUCAUUAGGAGGAUGUUGUGUAGAUGAUAAAAUAUUAAAUAGUGCCAACGAAUACGUCGAUAAUAGAUUAUCAAUGCCACAACCAACAGAUUAUCAUACUAUGGUCGAGAAAUUUAUACAUGAGAUGGUCGAUUUAUUAACAAAUGAAAGAGUGUUUAUCGGUGAAAUAAUCAGAGAAACGUUAGGGAAUGAGUUGAGUCCAAGAUUGUUUGUGAUACUGUUUCGAUAUCUGGAAACACUAGUAAAGGAUUUUUUUUCAAAUGGUCAAGUAAUCUCAUCUCCCAAGAACACGGUCAUGGUGGAACAAUCCAUCAUUGUGUUGAAACUUAUCUUGGAUCGUAUACAUGAUUCAUCAGAACAUUUUUAUACUUGUGAUCUUGGCAACUUGGUACUUUCGUUUGCCAGAUAUUUAAAUAGUUUGGGCACUAAUAAUAUAGCUUUACGUAUAAAAAGGAAAAUUUGCGUCCUUACGGAAACUUUAAUGAUCAAAAAGGAGUUUGUGAGUCUCAGACAGGAGAUCAAGUUAAGAAAUAAUUUGUUGGAAAUGAUUAUCGAGUGGACUUCUGACUUUUCAACCAAUGAAAAUUCUAUAGGUUUAGAAAAUACUGUAAAUAAAAAUGAAAAAAUGCACCGAGAAUUGGAUCAAGCAUGCCUAAAAACCAUAGUUGCGCUAUUGGAUAAACUUCCACUACAACCUUCUGAUACAAAUCUUAAUACGGAUUUGGCCAGAUCCAAAUCUAGACUUUUUUAUAAAUAUUUCUCAUUUUUUAUUAAAUUAUUAAAUCGUUGUCGUAUUCUUGAGGCAAUCGAUCUUGGAACACACUCGGCUAAAAAUAAUCACGAUUUACAAAUGCUAUUAUCAAAAUCAAGAGACUUUGUUAAAGAUCUUGGACCAUUGAAAGAUUAUACAAUUUUGGCGCUUAGCAACCUAUUGAGUGCAAAUGUUGAUUCCGGCUUGACAUUUUCACUUUCAAUGGCCUACCACGAAGAUUCAAAGACACGAACAGCAUUUAUGCAGGUUCUUACAAAUAUUCUUAAUCAAGGAGUAGAAUUCGAAGGAUUGACCGAGAAUGCUAUGAAAGAACGUUAUGAAAGAUUGGUUAAUGUGUUCACAGGGCCAGAUUUGGAUUUUGCACUUUCAUUAUGUGAAGUUUGUCCAGUUAUAGAACAAGAAAAUCUUGCCGAGGUGCUGGUACUCGCGUUUGAUUCUCGUAACAAUUUACUACCUUUAUUAAAAGCAAUGUUUGACAAAGAAGUUUCUAGAACAUUCAAUGAUUAUGAUUUGCUUCGACGAAAUAGUAUUGCGACAAGAAUGUUGGGAUCUUUUGCUGAUAUUUACGGUGACGAGUAUUUGCGCGAGACGCUUCAGCCAGUUUUCAAUAUGUUAUUACGAAAACCAAAAAAUUUCAGAUGUGAAAUUGAUCGUGAAAGAAUGACUACAGAUGAUAAUAUUGUUAAAAAUUUAAAUAAUUUAAAAGAGGUUGCUCAAUCAUUUUUAGAUGCCAUCUUUGCUUCUUCUUCAACAAUACCAAAAAUGUUUAAAUCUGUAUGUUACCAUCUAUCUAAAUCGGUGGGCGCUAAAUUUCCUGACUCAUCUCAAACAACAGUUGGUUCAUUUUUAUUCUUGAGAUUUUUCAAUCCAGGUAUAGUUGCACCAGAUACCAAAAAUCUUUGUAAACCAAUUACCGAAGAAAGAAUAAAGCGCAUAUUGCUGUUAGCCACUAAAGUAAUACAAAAUUUGGCCAACAAUAAAAGGUUUGGCGCAAAAGAACCCUAUAUGGUUGACAUGAAUAAAUUUUUAGAGUCUAAUAUUGAAAGAUUUAACGAAUUUUUACGUGAAAUUUCCCAAAAAGAAUAUUCAAUUGAAGAAUUACGAGAAAAUGAUGUGCUCCCGCGUAGAUUAGAUGAUGCUCAUAAAAAAAUUUUACACAAACUUUUGUAUGACAAUCAAGAAAGGAUGAGUAGAGAUUUACAAACUCGUAGAGUUAAAAACAAUCUGCAAACAACAGAUUCGGAACAAGCACAAAAAAAUAAACGUGAAUGGGACAGAAUAUCCACAUUGUUAGCACAAUUAGAUCCACCAAAUAUCAAUUCAAAUAAGGAGUUCAAGAGAUACAAUGCUAUUUAUUAUCAGUCCAAUAAUCAUUUAUACGCUGAAUUUAUGAAGCGUUAUGAGAACCGAAACUUGGAACCAAUUGCCACUAAAAAAUUGUUUUAUCGAGGUGGUGUGUCGAAAGAACGUAGACCUGUUUUUUAUUAUAUUGCCCGAAGAGUUGACGCUGAAGCUAUUGAUAUUGAACUUUUGAUGUACUACGUUCUUCACAUAAUCGCAAACUGUAUGAAUAGACCAUUCGAGAUACUUUUUGAUUUGACACAAUUUGGUUUAUCAAACGAAAUACAAUCACAAUGGGUUCAACAAUUUAUACAAAUUCUUCCAUCGGACGUAAUUGAAAAUUUGGCAACACUUUAUUUUUACAAUACAAAUUCACCAUUUAAAAAAUUUUGUAAAAAAUUAGCAUAUCCUAUCACCAAUAAAUUGGCCAGAAAAAUUGUUUUUUGUUGUUCAUUGAAUGAUCUUCAUGAAUAUAUUUUACCUACAGAAGUUCAAUUACCAAGCACUACAACACAAUUGGACACAGAUCAUUGUACUUCUUUCAACCAUGUUAGUCGCAUAUCUCACUAUCGCAUGCAAGUUAAUUGUACGAUGAAAGUGAGCAAUGAGCACAUUCAAGUCAUAACGAACAGAAAACAGGAUUUAUUUAACGGAUUAAGUUGCUAUUUGAAUGAUGUUUAUCACAUAUCAGUAAUUGAAGAUGUGAGUAAUUUAUCACAUAGAUACGAUGACAGUGAAUUUGUAAUCAAACAAAAUAAUGGUAGACCUUCGUUAGCAUUCUCAAGUUCUAGACGUGAACAAAUUAUGCAAGCAAUAAGAACAUCUAAAGCAGGAUUUCAAAUAGCUAGACCAUCACCAAAUGCUGAACGGACAAUUACCCCAAAUAGUGUACCAGGCACGUUUCUAAACAUGGCAUUGUUAAAUAUUGGAAGUGAAGACCCAAACUUAAGAUUAACUUCGUAUAAUCUGUUGGUGGCAUUAAGUCUUGCAUUUAACUUUGAUGUUGGAAAUCAUUUACUCAGUGCUAAAGGUUUAUGUAUUCCUGUAAAUAAUACAAAUUUUGUUGUACAACUAAGUCAAAGAUUGGCAAUAAAUGAAGCACGUCUUACGCUGGAAUUUCUUACUGAAUUUUUUGUUGGAUUCAAUAAAUCAAGCAUACCACAAAAACAUUUAUGUCUUUUGUAUAUGGCGCCUUGGUUACAAAAUUUAGCAUUGUAUGUAGUAAAUGGACCUGAUAAUCAGCAAUUUAUUCUGAAAGCUAAAGAAAUUAUUCGAUCGUUGAUUGAUUUGACUGCAAAAGAAACCGAGUUAUAUACCGCUAUUCAAACUAAAAUUUGGAGCACAUUGAUAGGUAUAGAUGAACUGACAAGUUUAAUUAUAGAUGAAUUUAUUGCAUAUGCAGUUGAACAUGGGAUUGGUUCAAUACAAUCAGAAACAGUGGCAAACACAAUAGUCACGUUAUCAUCAAUUAGUGUUCGUGGUAAAAUAAUUUCCAGGCUUCGAAGGGUUAUAUCAAAAACAUCUUUACAACCAAGCAGAGACCUAAAAGACAAUCCAUCCUGGACUGAUAUUUCUGUUUUGAUUCGAUUCAACCUGAUGCUCUCAUUCAACAAUCUUCAACACAUAUCCGUUCACCUCCCGGAAUUAUUCCACAUCGUAUCACUACUGGUAUCAACUGGAUCACAGCUUAUACGAGCAUCAAUUCAUGGACUUAUUGUCAAUCUGGUUCAGAGUUUGUGCACAACACCGUCAUCUGAUAGUGAUAACAAUGAAAACCGUAAAUUUCUAAAACUGUUGCUGACCGAGUUGUCAGAACCAAAACAUCGAUUUUUUUUCGGAUUGACUAAUUCACCAGGAAAUGGUGCUUUUGAUAUAUCAACAAAAUCAACAGAUAAUUUAAGUGAUAACUUACCAUUAAAUUCAUUGGAAAAUGUUAUUCAAACUUUAUUGGAAGUAAUGAAAUAUGGCGCACCCUCGAUUGAUGUAGCAAAUUCAUGGAGAGCACGUUGGAUGGGAUUAAUUACAAGUACAGCAUUUCAAUAUAAUCCUGCGAUACAACCAAGAGCAUUUGUAGCACUAGGAUGUCUUGCACAUGAAGAGGUAGACGAUGAUCUUUUGUAUCAGAUAUUGGUAGCACUCAAGGGGGCAUUGAAUCAAUUUGAUCAAGAAGAUUGCUUACUAGUCAUUAGCAUACUGAUGUGUCUUACCAAUAUUGUAAAAAAUCUACCAAUUGAAUCACGUUAUCUCCAAAAAAUGUUUUGGUUGGCGAUGGCUCUUAUACAAAUAGGCCAUGUUCCAAUUUUCCAAAGUGCGUUAGGACUAUUACACUCUGUAUUGUAUUCGUUGGAUAGUAAAGGAUUUUUUAUACAUGAGGGGUUUGAUAAAGUUUUGAUGAGAUCAAGAAGAUCGUUAGAAUCUGUUACCGAAAGAUUAGACGAGAUAUCCGGUGUUAAUUAUGAGCAUUUUUCAUUUGCAGUGGCUGCUACACUUUUGAGAUGCUUGAAAAAUGGAGCAACAAGAGUUGCAACACAAAAUGUAUUAAUAUCAUUUUUGGAAAUAGCAUCAAAAACUGGAGUUCACAAUAACAAAACGACAAUCCGUUCAAAUUUAUUAGGAUAUAUGGCAGCUCUUUUACCGUUAUCGGCCAAUAACGUUGACAUGAAAGAGUUGUUGUUGUUGUCGGGCGCAAAUGAUAUAGAGAUAGACAACUCGGAGCCGACUUUUAAGAUUUUUGAGAAAAUUGAUAUACCAGAUAAUCAAACAGCUUUGUUACUAGUAUCACUGAUGGUAGCAAUGUUAAGUUAUGCGGAACAAGAGACCGAAAAAUUGUUUUUAUAUGGAUUUUUAGCAGAAGCAGCAGAAAUUGUUCCAGAAGUUUUUGCUCUGGUGUAUGAAACAUUGUUGCCUAGAAUGAUUAACAUUGUAUCGGACGAGGAAAUUUCACCAAUAAUAAUAGAUUCAGUACAAGCAAUUAUUAUUACAGCAAUUUCCGAACCUGAAUAUAAAAAGAAACUAAAAGGAACUCAACUGUAUUAUUUAAAUGAGAUUGGGUUUAAAAGUUUGUCAGAUAAUGCAAUAAAAGGCGAUUUAUCUCAAAGCAAGAUUAGAAAAAAUUUGGAAUUAACGUGUCAAUUAAUAGAAUCAAUUACUCGUAUAAAUUAA